Molecule: messenger RNA, 4926 nt
Organism: Sus scrofa (pig)
Lineage: Eukaryota; Metazoa; Chordata; Mammalia; Artiodactyla; Suidae
Source: RefSeq, a predicted model, not a curated record
GUCAUUACAAUUGUUCUUCACGUUAAUGCAAGUGCUACAUGCCACACUUUACUUUGGAAUUGAUAUCGUUUCAUCUUUUCCAUAAGAUCACUGAAUGGAAAUUUGCAAAGCUCUUGACCCACACCAGGAGCAUCAUUCCGGAAUCUCUAAGGGCAAACUCGAAAAAUGAACUCUCUCCUCAUUGGCUGUCCAGCGGAGCGGGGCGAGGCGGGGCGGUCUGGAGGCUGGUAGCCCCUCAGUGGACCCUCAGGCCAGUUGGGGGCGCCCCCACACAGCGCCUGGCCUCAGAAGUGGUGGGGGUGGAGUCUGUGGCACCUCGGGGCACUGUGAUUGGCUGGGGCCGGGUGAGGGCGGGAAGACCUUGACAGCGCUGAUGCCUCCGAUUGGCGGCCAGCCGCUAGGCCGCUGGCGCACUGGCCUUUGAUUGGCUGGAGUGCGGGGCGCUCGGCUCCGAUUGGCUGUCUCCUCUGCCCCCCGCAGCGCGGCGCGUGGCAGCCUGCUGUAGGGAUCUGGCAUCAGCUGGUUGCGAGCGUUCGGUCCUGGCGCAGCGGCAGCGGCCAAACUGGCGGCCCGACUACCCCGCUCUCACUCGCACCCGCGCCUGGCCCGCUCCGGCGUCCACCCGCGGUUGGGCCGGGCCCGCGCGUCGCUGUUGCGGACGCCACCGCCCGCUCCGUCCCUGCCGCACCCGCCGCUGCCCGGACUGCCGCCCGGCCUGAGCACCGCGCCGCCGCCGCCUUCGGCGCUCGCCCUGGCCGAGCUGCCACCGCUGCCCCCGCUCCCGCGGCGGCCAGAUCCGCUGGCGCCCUGGGGCCCCGGCGCCCACUUGGCGCUUCCUGAGCUGCCGCCCGAAGCCUGCGCACCCGCGCCGCCUGCUGCCGCUCUUGCCCUUCAGGAUCUGCCGCGCCUCCCCGCGCCCGCGCCGCCGCCCGCGCACCUGCCCCUGCCGCCGCUACCCGAAGCCGCGGUCGCCGCCACGCCGGGGCCCGUGAGCGCGCGCGGCCGCCCGCCCCUCAUAGCCGAGCCCCCCCUGCAGCCGCUGCCGCCGCUGCCCGCGCGACCCUCACCCUUCAACCUGCUGGCGCCGCCCGCGCCCCGCGACGCCUGGCCGCGGCCUGUCUUCCCGCCGCCGCCGCCGCCGCCGCAGUUCUUCCUGUCGCCUCCGUGCUGAUCGCCGGGUCCUGCCCUAGGUCGCCGCCCGGGAGGAUCUGCGGGCGGGUUUGGUGAUGCCAUCGCCAAGGCCCUCCUCUGCUUAAGUUUGUGUGGUUUCCUGGAAACUCAGAAGCUGCCUUCCAAGUCACGAAGUCAAGCUUUCAGGUGAAAUCGAUCUUGGGGUCCCCUGGGCCUGGGUGCACCCGGAAAGCAGUGGUGUUGAUGGACAAUCGAUACUGGGCCCCUGACCAGGAGUGUCACAUGCAAGGGCUGGGAAGUCCUCCCCCAGCGGACAGGAAAGCUCCCAGGCAGCCUGUUUGGAAUCACCCAGGUCUGAGUCCCUCUCCUGUCCUACCUAACGCUCUGGCUGCUUCCCCUCUGAGCUAAGAAUCAGUAAACGAGCCCAACGUGCCGGGCUGGACGGGCUGGACGGAACGUGUUCCUGGGAAGACGGCCCCCUCGGAAGGUGGGAUGGAUGGCUAACUGCCGCUGGUUGAAGGCUGAUAGUUGCCACUGAUAAUAAAGUUAAUUGUUACCCUGUCCCUGGAGUCUCCCGGGCUUACAGAUGGAACUGCCAUUAUGUUCUUGACAAGAUCGGCUUGUCCCAAAUCAGUACCCACGAUAAGCCCCAGGGCGGGCAGGGCACAUGUGGCCUGGCAGAUGCCUUCGGCCACCCUGGAGAUAGGCAGGUCGGAGGUGGGCAGUUGUGACCGGCCCAGCCAGGCCCUGGGGUGACAUUGACACCAGGUCUGACCAGAGCCCAGGGAUCUGCAAGCAGACAUGGUGCCGGGACACAGGCGGCGUCCGCCACGGUGAAAGGGAGGCCCUGGUGGGCCAGGCUUCCCGUGUAAUCAGAUCCAGAUGCCCUUCUCCGCCUAGACGAGCCUUCCCGGAGGAGGAGGGCCUCUGGAGGAAGGGGGCGCGAUGCAGGGUCUCUUCUGGGGCACGCCCCCUUUUACAAAUCUGAUGAAAAGAUAAACCUGUCUUCCAAAAAAGAUGCUGAACCCCAUUCCCGGAAACAGCGCACCCACUUGCAGCUAGAAUCCUUUAUAAAUCAAGCCCCCUGGACAGGUGAGGAGGCACCUGGCACCCCCACCCCUGGGCUGGAGAGACUGCAGGGACCAGGUGUGCACCCCCCUACACUGGCCGGGUGAGCUCGGGCUUCCUCGGAGGGCCAGGCCAGGUGGAGGUGAGGGGCUCUCCCCAUGAGGCCUCCCACACACCCUGGAGGGUGGAGCCCCCACUCCUAUUCACACGGUAAUGCUCAGUUCUUAGCACCUAGGAAGGGGCUUGAAGGAGCUUGUGACCCUCCCCCUCCCCAAAAUGAGGGGCUUCCUUGGUUGGGCCCCAUGAUGUUUCUCAAAGGAAUCUUUGACCCAAGGAGGCCAAGGAGCUUGACCUUCCAUGAUCUGGCCCUGGGGAAAGGGCAGAAGUUGAGCCAGGGUCUGUGACUCCCAGGCUGCGCCCCCACGAGGGGAGUCUUCACGCGGGCCUCAUCCCCUGUCCCCUGUGGUGUCUCACUCCUCGAGGGGUCCUGGGGCUGUGCGCCCACCUAGGGCUGGUGCCUCUGUUACUCUCCCCUUGCACCCCCGCACCCCCCAGGCUCCUGUGCUCUGCUCCCCUCCCCCACCUCCGCAGCAUCCCUGGGCCCCCAGACGCCUGCAGCAGCUCCGCUCAGCCCCCGGUUUCAGCAGUGGGGCUGGGGAAGGCACACCUGAGCUGAAGUAGAAGGGGGGGGUGGCUUUCUAGGCCGUUGCCUGGGCGAUGCCACCUGAGCUGGGCGCCAGGCACCUGUCGCCAGGGAACAGUGCGGUUGGGGCCCCUCCCUCGGGAGCCACCAGGGCCACUGAACUGAGACGGGAGACAGAUCGGAUUCCGGGGAGAGUCCUGGGCUGGAGGGCCGGGGGAUGGGGUGGGGUGUGCAGUACUGGGGGCAAUGGGUGCAUUUGCAUCAUGAAACAAAAUGGGGUGGGGAGAGUAAAGUGGGGGUGGCUGGAGUUUGGGGGCAGGGGCAGGCGCCCUCCUGCUUCUCCAUCCUGCGCCGUCACUUUAUCACCCCUCCAUUCCUCACCCCCAGCCCGUCCUCGGUCCCUGCGUCCCCACAGGCGUGGAUGUCCUCUUCUGGCCACUAUCCCCCCUUCCCCCUCACAUUGACCCUGUGCCCCCCCACCCCCGUCCCACCCCCGGGCCCGCCUCCUCCCGUAACUGGCUUCCCCAUCGUGGCCUCGCAGCUCCUCCCCCGCCUCGGCCUUAAAACCCCGCCUGCAGCCCCGAGCCGGCAGCGUCCCCAGGGGGCACCCACCCGGCGAGCCGCUCCGCCGUUGCUGCGCCAGCUGUGUCUCCUCAGCCUGAAAGUGGGUCGGGAGGGUCUGGGCCCGCGUGGUCAGAUCGGCAGUGGCAGCGGCGGCUGGGACCUGACUGAGGCAGCAGCGGUGGCCACGGGGAUCUGGCCUCGAGGGGACACCAGCCAUUCAGCGGAGCAGGACUCGAGAUUGAUUUUCUUGCCGAGGGUCGAGACACAUCUGCGAGGGGUGCGGAGCGAGGCGUGAGGACUCUUGGUCAGAGGACGCUGGCUCCCGCUCCUGCUGGGCACCGAGACCCCCGCCCAGCACAUCUGACCCGCUUCUCAGGAUCCACCAGGCCUCCCAGAGCUGGGAGGAUCUAGCCGAGGCGGCCCAUGGCUUCAGCUGGCCUUGAGCUCCUGGGCAUGAGCCUGGCUGUGCUGGGCUGGCUGGGGACCCUGGUGUGCUGCGCCCUGCCCCUGUGGAAGGUGACCGCCUUCAUCGGCAACAGCAUCGUGGUGGCCCAGGUGGUCUGGGAGGGGCUGUGGAUGUCCUGCGUGGUGCAGAGCACAGGCCAGAUGCAGUGCAAGGUGUACGACUCGCUGCUGGCACUGCCCCAGGACCUGCAGGCGGCCCGCGCCCUCUGCGUCGUCGCCCUCCUGCUGGCCCUGCUCGGCCUGCUGGUGGCCAUCACGGGCGCCCAGUGCACCACCUGCGUGGAGGACGAAGGCGCCAAGGCCCGCAUUGUGCUCACGGCGGGGGUGGUCCUCCUCCUGUCGGGCAUCUUGGUGCUGAUCCCCGUGUGCUGGACGGCGCACGCCAUCAUCCAGGACUUCUACAACCCCCUGGUGGCCGAGGCCCUCAAGCGGGAGCUGGGAGCCUCCCUCUACCUCGGCUGGGCGGCGUCUGCCCUGCUCAUGCUGGGCGGGGGCCUCCUCUGCUGCACAUGCCCCCCGCCCCAGAUCGACCGGCCCCGGGGACCGAGGCUGGGCUACUCUAUCCCCUCCCGCUCGGGCGCGUCUGGGCUGGACAAGAGGGACUAUGUGUGAGGUGCGUGUCCCCGGAAGCCUGCUGCUCAGAACCUCGACCUUGUGCCCGAUGCCCUCCUCUCACCCGUGCCUUCUCCGGUCAGCCCCCUGCCCCCAUCCCAGGUGAGACCCACUUUCCAGAUGCUUGAGCCGGGCCUGGUUGCAUCGAAACCCUCCUCAGCGGGGUCCCCACCUCCCCCCAGGCAGGGUACCCGGGCCUGCCCAGCUCCCCCAGGUUGCUUUUUUCUAAUGUCCAGGAUUCAGGAUGGCUUCAUCCAGACGGCAGUGGCUUCUCAUGCCCUCCCCAACCUGGAGUUCUGUAUUCGUCCCCUCUGGCAUGGCCACUGCCAGCAUCCAGAGGCCCAGGACAGGUCCUCUGGGAGCUGCCCAUUCCCUUCAGGCCGGGAGGCGCAGGCGCACCUCACCCCCACCCCACCUUCCAGGAGGGAAUAAAUAGAGCAUUU